This is a messenger RNA of Ectocarpus sp. CCAP 1310/34, 4365 nucleotides long. NCBI's taxonomy places the organism in Eukaryota, Phaeophyceae, Ectocarpales, Ectocarpaceae. The record is from the annotation of a GenBank genome assembly.
UCUGGUAGAACCGUUCAUUUCUGAGAUUGACAUUCCGAUUGCUGACGUUAACUUCGAUCUGACCCCUUGGAUAGAGAAGGGAUACAGUGUGGGUGUGCUGCGUCAGAAUGAGAUGGCUUGGUGGUUUCUGUUUGACUGCUUGAAGAAAGACAGCCUGAAAAACAUGGCUAGACAUGCUGGUUCCCCCUUCAAGGCAUUCCGUGCGCUCAAGGAUCACUUUCUACCGUUGAGCCAAAGCCAGAUUCGAGUGCAGGAAGAGAAACUGAAGUCACUUAGCAUGCGUUCCAACGAAAAUCCCACAACCUUCUUUGCAUCCAUCAGAGAGACGCUUGGUGUGCUGCAGAUGCUUGGAGUAAAGAAGGAUGACAGAGAGGUGUGCAAUCUGAUGCUUGAGGGGCUGUCGCCCGAGUACAAGACUUUGCGUGAGAUUCUUGUGGUGUUCUGUUCGAAUGACCCGUCGUUCAUCGAGACUAAAGUGCAGUUUGAUGGCGAGUCAUGGAAUGGUCUUGGUGGUCCUGAUGGUGUGAUGACUGCUUUCAAUGGACAAGUAACCUUUCAGAACUUCGAUGGCAUGCUGAUUGCGUCUGCGUAUCGUCUAGGAGAAGCCUCUGUUGGCACGGUGUUGGCUGCUCUCACUCCCGCAAACCCCAAGCAUGAAACCACGAUGGAUAUCAACGAGUUCCACAACAUUUACGCUCAUUCGCACGAGGGUUUGCUUCGCACUACUGCAAAGCGACUAGGUACCAAGUUGGUUGGUGACAUGCAUGCUUGUUCAGGGUGUUCGAUGUCAAAGGCUAUUCGAAAAGGAAUCGUUGGAGAAACAAAACGUAGAUCGGAUAAAAAGUUGGGCAGAGUUUUUGUUGACCUGGGAGGAAGGAAGGACAUUGCGUCCGUAGGGGGUAAGCAUUAUCCCAUGAUUGUGAAGGAUGAUUUCACGAGACGUACAUGGAUUUGUUUCCUGAGAAAUAAAUCAGACGCUGGCAGUGCAUUCCGGACUUUUCUUGCGAGUGUGCGUGCUAAUGGUGUCCCGUCAUUCGUUGAGAUUGUUAGAUCUGACAACGGAGGGGAGUUUUUCGGGGGGGAGUUUACAUCUGUGUGUAAUGAGCUCUUGAUCAAGCAAGAGUUCACACCGGCUUAUAGUCCGCAAUAUAAUGGUGUUGCAGAGCGUGGGCUGGGAUUGAUAGAAGAGGCCGCGAUGGCGGCUCGUAUUCAGGCUAAAGUUCUUUUUGGGCAUGUGCAGUUACCUAAGACUGAUAAACUCUGGGCUGAGGCUAUGCACUGGGCUUGCGAAGCGAUGAAUCACACCGCGUGUUCUGCUAACCCCGACUCUAUGUCGCCGUAUGAAAUGUGGUAUGGUGAACCUCGUCCCGCUAGACCGUAUCCGUUUUUGAAGCCAGCGUACUGCAGGUGGCAGCGACCGACAAAGCUGCUGCCGAAGGGUGAGAGUUGCUUUUAUGUCGGUCCUUCGAGAGACCACCCGCGUGAUUGUCAUAGAGUACUUACGAGGGCUGGGACUAUACAGGAAACGAGGGAUGUGACGUGGGAGGUGUUGCAGUCACAGCUCCCUCCGCUGCAACCUUCUCUGCCAAUAGAGGUCGCAGAGGAGGGAGGGGAGGAUAGUGACGACAAUGUUGAAACCGAGGUAUGGCCGCUUGUAGGAAGAGGAGUUGCUCACACACUUUUGAAACGUGAUGCAGUGCCUUCUGGUGCGAGAGUCGAGGAGGUUGAGAGUGUUGGCGCAGGAAGUGUAGGCCCAUCAUUUUCUGUUCCAUCUUCCCCUGCUGAACCGUCGUCCCUCGCGAACAAUUCUUUUGAUAGUGUAGCCUCUGUGUCUUCUCCAAUGCCUGUGAAUGACGGGGAAGGCCAGGGAGGGCAGGAAUCAGGGGAAUUAGAGAUGGGGGAUCCGGGAGGGGAUGAUGAGGAAGAAUCGAUGGAACAGGGAGGGCAUGAUGAUGAAGAGUCGAUUAGGUCGGGAGGACCGGUAGAGGCGGAGGCACCCCCUCCAGCCGCUCGUCGUCCGCGGCAUGUGGCCGAGCUUGCUGACUUUAAUACUGCUUCGCGUGAGAAUGAUGAAGUGAGAGAAGGUAGGACUCGCGCGCAAACUCGUGCAGUCAACCAGCAGAGUGUUCCGGGCCUUGUGGCCAGCCUAGGACCCAUCUCCGCUACGGAGUUAGUGUAUACACUGAUGUCGGAGCAGAGAGCAGGUGAUGAGACGGAAUUGCCGAAAGAACUGGUUCAGGAUGUUGAGUCAGUACCUGAUAGUUAUCAGGAAGCCCAGCGUUCAAAGUACGCAAAGAUUUGGGAGGGAGCCAUGUCUGCUGAGGUUGAAGGCUUGAUAAGAGCAGGAACGUUCACGUUAGCAGCAAAAGUCCCGAUAGGCUGUAAUGUGAUAGAUGCUAGAUGGGUUUUCAAAUGGAAAGCAGACGAAACAGGAAAGAUAGUGAAGGCCAAGGCUAGGCUUGUAGCGAAGGGCUUCAAGCAGAAGUAUGGUGUGGACUAUCUUGAGACUUUCUCGCCUACCGCAAAUGCUGCAUCUCAUAGAUUGGUAGUGGCGUUGGCGUGCAAGUACAACUUGGAAUUACUCCACUGGGAUAUUGAACAAGCAUUUGUUCAGUCGGAAUUGGAUUACGAGGUGUUCAUGAAGUUGCCUCCUGGCUGUGGUUCGAUGUCAGGAAAGGUUGUCCGUUUGAACAAGAGUUUGUACGGAUUGAAGCAGGCAUCUAGAACAUUUUACAAGAGGCUGGUGUCGGAGCUGAAGAGGAUUGGUUUCGAGCAGUCUAUGUCUGACCCCUGUGUCCUGCGUUUCAUGAUGGGAGACGAGGUAGUGGGGAUGGUCGCAAUUCAUGUGGAUGACAUUCUGUAUGCAGGAACGAAGAGUCUGGCUGAGGUGGUAGUGGCAGCACUAGGUGACUCUCUUCCCACGAAGAAUUUGGGCGAGGUCAGGUUCUUUCUUGGUUGCGCAUUCGUUCGCGACCGCGAGGCUGGUACGAUUGAGAUGUCUCAAGAGAGUUACAUCAGGAGUGUUCUUGAGAGAUUCAAUGUUUGUCGCACCAGCUCGAUCCCUGCUUCCCCUACUAACGAUUACAGGUCCGUGAUGGAGGAUGAGGGGGCAGGAGAUGUGCCGUUCCGAGAGGUGGUGGGGAGCCUGAUGUGGAUCGCCAACCAGACGAGGCCCGACAUCUCGAAUGCUGUGCGGGCGGUGGCAAGGCACUCUCACGAGCCAAAGAAAAGUCACUGGAAGGCUGCUCAGAAGAUUCUAAAUUAUCUUCUGGAAACGGCACAUCUAACUCUAAAAUUCAAACCGGAUAAUUCAGUAGACGCAAGCACAUUAGUGUACGUAGAUGCUGAUUUUGCGAGCAAGGCCAACGACCGUAGAUCAGUUUCGGGAGCAAUAGUGCUUGUGGCUUCGAUGCCUGUGGUUUGGAUUUCUAAAACGCAGAAAUGCGUUUCACAGUCGACUUCUGAGGCAGAGUAUCUUGCGAUGGGUGACGGUGUAAAGGAGGCUCUGUUUGUGAAUGGAAUGCUUCAGUUCCUGAGACCUAGUGCGAAGCCUCGGAAGAUAGACGUCCUUGAGGACAACGAAGGAGCGAUUGCGCUCGCAGAGAAUCCGCUUAGCUCGAGUAGGAGUAAGCACAUUGAUGUGAGGCAUCACUUCCUUAGGAAUUUGACAGAGGAGGGUGUUAUCGAGGUUACGCAUGUCCCAAGCGAGGAGCAGCAUGCUGACAUCCUCACGAAGGCUUUGCCGAGAGACCUUUUUGAAGUUCACCGCGACUUUGCAUUAGGCUCAAGGAAGUAUAAGUCUGUUUUUUUUAUUUUUUGUUUGUUUGUUUUGCUUUCAUACAUGCGAAGUAAACGUAUUUGGUCUGGUAGAUACAAAGGCCCCCUAGGGAGGGUGUUCGUGGUAGCGGCCUUAUGUAUCGCCUGAGCUACGGUAGAACAUCUGAUUGGAUAUUUUUAAUUGCAGAACUGUCGAUCGUAGGUUGUCAUGCCGAGUGUUCUGCGAAUAUUCUUUGUGGUAGUUCGGUAGAUUGUACACACGUAAGGAUCGUACAACGGACCGUAGGUGUAAGUCGGUACGUUGGUAUGUGGUACGUUGGACACUUGUCCAGUAGGAACGUUCUAGCAUUGUCGCUAGAGGUCGGGCUUACGGGUCAUUGUCGUGUUCGGUACAUUGCUUUGUGUUCCGAGUGUGCAUCUAUCCGGAGGAGACGUUGGGAGCUGGGAGCAUCACGCUCGCCCCCUGUCCUCACUCCACUUUCCGACCUGUCUCUCCAUACCUAGGUCUCACUAAUACAAUAUUCUUCUCCAGAAGCCACUGAUUUACCAACACCACCAUGCACAACAUACUGCUGCUGCCAUUCACCU